Molecule: messenger RNA, 1420 nt
Organism: Rhagoletis zephyria (snowberry fruit fly)
Lineage: Eukaryota; Metazoa; Arthropoda; Insecta; Diptera; Tephritidae
Source: RefSeq, a predicted model, not a curated record
AGUAAUGGCUGGUUUUCAUUAGGUCAAAAUCACUGACAUCGAAAACUGCCUUCAUCUGACAGCUAUUCAUUUGGUGUCAAACGCGUUUUCAUUACUUCAUAAAAACUGACCAAAUGUCGAUAUAGCAGUGAAUGUCAAAGACUGUCGUCAAAUUUUGAUGUCAAACGUGAAGUGAAAUUGUUUGACAGACGGUCAGCUGAUAAAAGAAAAAUUAAAAAAAUAAAGUACGAAAAUAAUUUAUACGAGAAGUAAUGCGCAAAAAUAAACAAAUUGCUAUAGCUGCUGCAGCGCUAUGUGUAAUAAAAACACUAAGGAUGUGGAAAAAGAAGAGAAACCAACAGAGGAAGCAAAAGCAAUGUUGGAUUCGGCCUGUGGAUUUUAUGCCACACUGCGCUCUAAGCUUUUUUAGGAUGAGUAUGGAGGAUUUUGAUUUUCUUGUGGAGCGCCUUACCCCAUAUAUAUUCAAACAUACCACAAGGUUCCGAGAAGCGAUUUCGGUGAGCGAAAGAUUGGCCGUAACUUUACACGUUACUUGGCAACAGGCGAUAGCUUCUCUAGCCUUAUGACUGUUUUUCUAAUCGGGAAAACCACCAUCUGUCAUGUAAUACAUGAGACAUGUGGGCCUCUUUUCGAAGAUUUAAAAUAUGAUUUUUCAAAGGUUCCUAUCACUCAUGAAGAAUGGUCAAAGGUUGCCGACCGUUUUGACCAGCGAUGGCAUUUCCCUAAUUGCUGUGGGGCAUUGGAUGGAAAACAUAUAGCGAUUCAGGCACCUGCAAACUGCGGUUCAGAGUAUUUUAAUUACAAAAAAUACAAUGGUAUUGUCCUGAUGGCUCUGGUGGACGCCGACUACAAUUUUUUGUUUGUAGAAGUUGGAGCAUAUGGUCGUGAAUCCGAUGGUGGUGUUUUCGCAAGAUGCCCUCUUUCAAAUGCUUUUGCCGAUAAUACAAUUAAUUUUCCGCCCCCAAGGCCACUUACACAUGAAAGUGAUGAAAUGCCAUUUGUCAUCGUAGCUGACGACGCGUUCCUUUAAAAACAUACUUGCUGAAACCAUUCAGUUAUCGCGAGCAAGUUAUGUCGUAUAAAAUUUUCAAUUACAGACUAUCCCGAGCAAGAAAUGUAGUAGAAAAUGUGUUCGGCAUAUGUGCAUCGCGUUUCUGAAUUCUCAGAAGGCCAAUGGACGUAAAACCGGAAUAUGCAAAAGCUAUUGUCCUCGCGAUUUGUGUCAUACAUAAUUAUCUUUUAACACGCAAAUCAGUAUACAGUAAAACCGGCUUAAGUACCUCACGAAAAAUGUCAGCUUUUUGAGGUACUUAGGCGUGUUGGGUACUUAAAAGAACCCGCUUAAGUACCUCAAUGCGGGUACUAAAGCGAACAUGAUUACUGAUGUAGUUACAUCUUCUUGCUAACUUACAUAAAUACU